Molecule: messenger RNA, 509 nt
Organism: Salmo salar (Atlantic salmon)
Lineage: Eukaryota; Metazoa; Chordata; Actinopteri; Salmoniformes; Salmonidae
Product: U6 snRNA-associated Sm-like protein LSm6
Biological process (GO): mRNA splicing, via spliceosome; maturation of SSU-rRNA
Cellular component (GO): sno(s)RNA-containing ribonucleoprotein complex; U6 snRNP; P-body
Molecular function (GO): RNA binding
Source: RefSeq, a predicted model, not a curated record
CCAGAGUCCAGUAAAAGCAGCUGAUUGGCUGCUGUUCUCACAGCCAAAACACAACAGAAAUUGUUCUAGCUACGUACGUGAAGUACAGGCAGAAUCAUGAGUCUCAGAAAGCAGACCCCCAGUGACUUUCUGAAGCAGAUCAUUGGCAGACCAGUUGUGGUCAAGCUCAACUCUGGAGUGGAUUACAGAGGUGUCCUAGCCUGUCUGGAUGGCUAUAUGAACAUUGCAGUGGAGCAGACAGAGGAGUAUGUCAAUGGGCAGCUGAAGAACAAGUAUGGUGACGCCUUCCUGAGAGGAAACAACGUGUUAUACAUCAGCACCCAGAAGAGGAAGAUGUAAUGCAGAGGAUUUGUCCUUUUUUUAUUUUUUUUUAUUAUCCCUGAUGUUGUUCCAGUUGAUUAUGUUAUAUGAAAACAUUGUUUUUCGUAUUGUUUAAUGUCUCUGAGCUGAAGAGUGUUUCGUUUUUUGUAAAAAAGAGCACAAUCCAAUAAAUGUUUUUGGAAAUUUAA